Chara braunii is the source of this 2145-nucleotide messenger RNA. NCBI's taxonomy places the organism in Eukaryota, Viridiplantae, Streptophyta, Charophyceae, Charales, Characeae. The record is from the annotation of a GenBank genome assembly.
CGAUGUACCACUGCCAUCUGAGGGGGGCCCCGAUGUGACAUGUGGCGCGCUACAAGGCAGGGCUACUUCCAGAACGCCAUGGGAAAACGGACCUCCAGCAGGCGGGCACAAGAUUUAUAGCGGGCGAAGUUCGAAGGAGGGUUUCUGUUUGUUUGUCAGCUCAUGUGGAGGCGAUCGAGGAGAGUACGUGCCGAUGUUGUUGUCACGCGGUCAAGGUGUUCGGAGCUGCUCUCUGCCGUGAACGGGAGUAGUGGUGUGCGUUGGUGCCAAUUCGUUGUGGAAUGUGCUGGCUUUGUUUGGUGAUUAUUGCAUAAGGAGAAUUUGCGGGCUAGCUUGUGGUGCAAGAAGUGAAGUGGAGCCUUCAUUGGAGGUAAGCUGCAGUUCGCCAUAGGAGCUGUGUGUGGCAGCUGUGCCAUCAUAUCUUGUCAGGUAGCUGUUGUGACAUUUGUGUGAGAGAACAUUCAUCUCUGGUUUGCCCUAUAGAGGUGAGGUCACUCGGAGCAAGGGUUUUGUCUGUUUGCGAGGGAAGUUUAUUACACAAUGAUGCAUGGAAGACAGGGACCCGCUGGACCAUUUUCUGGGCAGAUGGGUGGAGGUCCUGGGGCAUUCAAUGGGAUGCGUGCUAAGGCACCACCUGGUCCUCCGCCUCCUGUUUAUGGUGGUGGUGGUGGUCCACACCAAGGUCAUCCUCCUCCACUGGCAGUCAUGGAACACAAGCUUGCCACUGCACACACAGAGAUGCAGAGGCUGUUGACUGAAAACCAGAGGCUUGCAGCAACCCUCAUGGCUCUACGGCAGGAGCAGUCGGUAGCUCAAGGAGAAGUGCAGCGCUUGCAACAGGCAUUGGCUACGCGUCAGGCCGAGAGAGAGGCAAGCAUCCGGAAGCUUAUGGAACGGAAUGCUGCGAUGACGGAAGAACUGCGUGCAGUAGAGCCGUUGAAGAAAGAGGUUCAUGCUGCAAGAGUGGAGCUGCAAAGUCUUCGAAUGAAAUGUCAGGAGUCUGAACAGGCGAGGGUAACUGCUCACCAGCAACUGCAGGGCAUGACAGCUGACUUCAGUCGGGCCCGUCAAGAGCUGAGUCAGCUUGCCACUCUGAGGCAGGAGGUGCAGCAAGUUCCAACCCUGCGGCAGGAAAUUCAAGGGCUGCGGCAGGAACUGCAGCAAGCGCGAACCCAGCUUGAACAGGAGAAGAAGUUCAACUCUGAGCAAAUUGAUAACAGUCAGCGGCUGGAAAGCAACCUUGUCUCAAUGGCAAGGGAUAAUGAAAAACUCCGUGCACAACUCACUGUUGCCAGCAGGACUUCUGGUGGCAGUGGAACCCUGGGAUGGAGCUCUGGUCCCCCAACUAGGGACUACAGUAGCGGUUUAUGGUAACCUGAGCAGUUUUGGCCCCUUCCGUGACCUUUCCUCUUCGUGCUCUCCUUCCUUCCCCUUUGCCCUCGGUGGUCCCAUGUAAGGCUGCACCGUAGUGUGCAGUUCCACACUGACUUGUCCUUUGUCCGGUAGCCCUAGACCGUAGGAUGAUUGUGCAUACGCCUGCAACUUGCAUAGCCAUCCAUCUGUGAAUGGAUGUGAGAGCACUUUGAGCGGUGGGCAAGGAGGACGUACAGUUCUUCUUCAUCAAGCACGUUAAACAGUUAGUUCGGUCUGGAGCAGUGGCAGUGGACAUCUUGUUGUGUGGUUUUCAAACCAUUCAGGUUGGCAGUUAAGAUGCUUUCUCCUGCUUUGAGAGAGCCCCUGUCUGUUUUAGUGGGGUGAUCAGGGUAUGACACCUACCCUUUGCGAUAGGCCGCGCUGAAGGUCAGGGAAGGUCCACUUGCGCAGGAGAUGCAGCCGUCAUCACGAAAGGCAUGCUGUCUGUAGGCAAACAUUUCUCCCUUGUGUAAGCUUUCUUUGUGUCGACUAGUGGAGGGCCUGAGCCCAUUUAUAGGUCAGCCCUGCUAGCCUGUUCUGUAGGCUAACUGCUUCUAGGUUUUACCACUCUGCUUCAGGUCGCUGUUGAUUCUCGUUAAUGUCGGAAAUGGAACCCUUCUUUGCAGAACAGGGUGUCCCCACAUCAUCCUAUAUGCUGAUUCUGUUGGGUAUAUCACUGUAUACGCCAGCAGUUCUCAAAGUAUUAUGUGGCAAUGAAAAGAGCUCUCAGCU